This is a messenger RNA of Amoebophrya sp. A120, 1694 nucleotides long. NCBI's taxonomy places the organism in Eukaryota, Dinophyceae, Syndiniales, Amoebophryaceae. The record is from the annotation of a GenBank genome assembly.
AUUUUUUGUUGUGCCUGUUUUCCUUCGCUUCCUAUUUGUGUUCUCGUGCUUUCUCUUCCUUGUGCAUUUUGUGAUCACGGAUCUGGGGCCAUUUGCGCUGUUCUGUCGACUUUUGCCGAUGUAAGGUAUAUUUAUAAAAAUCUAGCGGGCUCCCUUUGCCUUUCUGUCAUCUAUUCUGAACUACAGACUAACUAUAUUUGGUCGACUUUGAGCUUCUGCACGCAUCCGAUGCGAGUAUGGUGAACAGAGUGAAGUUGUGUAGUUGUGGCGCAGAACAAAGCAUGGUGGUUGUCGUAGCCGCUCUAUUCCUGUUUGUUGCUCUGCAGUCGGUUUGUGGGAUCGCGUUAGUGGCUCAGCGCGCACAGGAAGGCCCUUUUUCCCCUUUUGAUGAGCCGCAGGGAAAUGGAUACGCGGCCGAAGAUUGUCUUUGCCCUAUCAAAAUGAAUCAAAUGCAAUUAUGUGUGGGUCUGGAAGAAUGCAAGUUUGUCAUGCUUGUCUGGCAUGACUGACUCUUAAAUCUGUGAUGCAUGAGCAGCAAAAGGGCCGUCUUGCCUGUCUUUAUGCAAAAAGAAAAACGUUGUUCGUCAUGCGAAAAACGAAACGCACAGCAGUGCAAAAACUUGUCAUGUCGAGUUGCAUAAUAUUGCAGCGCGCCCACAGUUCGUAGAUUUGCAUCGCAAGUUUCGAGGCCCACACAUAUGUGCAUUUGAUAUGCCCGGGUGGAUUACAGUUCGACGGAGCAGAGCACGGCAGCCUUCGGCGCGCAAUUGCAACAUUCGGCCCGCCCACCGCGCGGCAUUUUUCGGAACAACCGGGACGCAAAAAUCCCAAUCCUCCUACGGAAACGCAGCGCGAGCCUGUGCCGCCGGGCUGGGACUGCGGCGGACUUUGUUUCGGAUGUGGAAGCCGAGAGAGGUUCGAACAGGAUCUGAAACAGGGGCUAAGCUGGAGGCUGCUCAUCAUGUUUGUUCACAAGCGCCCCGGUACGACGGAUGGGUGGACCGUGGCAGAUCCGCCAAGAUUUCGGGUCCCGUGGGACGUCCGGGCAAGAAGCGCGAUCGACGUGGCCACUAGCGCUGAGCUUGGAUUCUGGUCCCCGGCCCCUCCGGGGCCUUUCGAGCACUGGGUUGGGCCGCUCAAAAUUCAACGGAGCGAGGACACCAACUGGCGUGUGUGGGUGCGCUACGCCAUGAUUUACCGCUACCCCCUGAAGAUCCAGGGGUCGGACAAAGCAUACCCGGGGGAAGGGCUGAAGUGGAUCCAGAAUCAAAUGCCGGCCGUGCUGACCGUGUCGCACGCCCUGGUUGAUAGCCACUACGGCAAACUCGCUGCCCGACACGAAAACGCGGGCGCGCUGCUCCAGCGGCGGCCCGCCAGCCGCGACCAAGCAGCUCCGCUUCGCCCUCCCGAGUGCUACCAGUAAGGUAGUUGUAAUUAUAAAGCAGAGUGAGAUGAAGGAGAAGAGGCCACAUCACGCGACAAAAGAAACGGCGCUGCGUCUUCUACACUUCGACGCAGUUCCGUAGCACUUUAUGUUGAAACUAUUUUCCAAUGAUCUUGCUCAGGAAAAACGAAAAACCGCUCAUGAAGUCUGUACAACUCUUGGCUGCAGCGUCCUCGCCAGUCAGUUCGAUGCUGCCCCGGCUUAUACGGACACUUCUGCUCAGCGACGAGACGGGCAUCGCACGAAAGGA